UAUCAUGGCAGCAAGCACAGGGGCUUCAGGAUGGCUAAGGGGCAAGGUGAAGGCUGUGACAUCUGGAGACUGCCUUCUCAUCAUGGGGAGCACAAAGGCAGAGAUUCCACCAGAGAAGUCCAUCACUCUGUCAUACCUAAUGGCCCCAAGGCUGGCUCGUCGUGGUGGAGUGGAUGAGCCAUUUGCUUGGGAAAGCAGGGAGUAUCUGAGGAAACUCUGCGUAGGAAAGGAGGUCACAUUUAGAGUGGAUUACACUGCUCCUAACAUCGGACGAGAAUUUGGCACUGUCUACCUUGGCGACAAGAACGUUGCCUACUUGGUGGUUGCUGCAGGAUGGGCAAGGGUGAAGGAGCAAGGCCCCAAGGGGGGUGAACCACUCCCAAAUGUCUCUGAGCUUCUGAGGUUGGAGGAAGUUGCUAAGCAACAGGGUUUAGGCCGUUGGAGCAAGGAACCUGGUGCUGCUGAAGAUUCGAUAAGAGAUCUUCCACCAUCAGCAAUUGGCGAACUAAGUGGUUUUGAUGCAAAGGGUUUUGCAGUUGCAAAUUAAGGCAAGAGUCUGGAAGCCAUUGUCGAACAAGUUCGUGAUGGCAGUACCAUUCGUGUUUACUUGCCUCCAAGUUUCCAA
Triticum aestivum (bread wheat) is the source of this 625-nucleotide messenger RNA. RefSeq names its product ribonuclease TUDOR 1. Gene Ontology annotation, biological process: mRNA catabolic process. Gene Ontology annotation, molecular function: RNA binding; nuclease activity. The transcript is spliced from 5 exons. The record is from RefSeq and is a predicted model, not a curated record. The coding region runs from base 5 to 547 and encodes 180 amino acids. Gene Ontology annotation, cellular component: nucleus; cytosol. Lineage: Eukaryota; Viridiplantae; Streptophyta; Magnoliopsida; Poales; Poaceae.